GGGUCCAGGUUCCCGGGUCGGCCGGAUCUGGCUUUCGGCGCGCAGUCCCGCCCGUGGGGAGCCGCCACUCACCCUGUGAGCGCCGAGCCUAGCCCAGACCCCGACCUAGGGCGCCCUAUCCCCGGCCUCUCCCCUCCCGGCGCUCGGGGAUCGGCUGCUCGGCCUGACUCCGCCCGACCAGGCCCGCUCCGCGGGGCCUUCCGCCCGGGGUCCUCGGCUCCGGCUGUCCCCCGCCCCCCCGGCCCGCACCCUCCGCCACCGCCAUGAGCGGGGUGGCGAUCCCCCACACGCCCAUCGCCGUGGACCUGUGGAGCCUGCGCCGCGCCGGGUGCGCGCGGCUCUUCUUCUUGUCGCACCUGCACGCGGACCACGCGGCGGGGCUGGGCAGCAGCUGGGCGCGGCCUCUCUACUGCUCCCCGCUCACCGCGCGCCUCCUGCGCCGCCGCCUGCGGGUGUCUGAGCAGUGGAUCCGAGCUCUGGAAGUCGGGGAGAGCCAUGUAUUGCCUCUAGAUGACGUGGGACAGGAGACCAUGACUGUCACUCUCCUGGACGCCAAUCACUGCCCCGGCUCAGUCAUGUUUCUCUUUGAAGGAUACUUUGGAACCAUCCUCUACACAGGUGAUUUUCGGUAUACACCAUCCAUGUUGAAGGAGCCGGCCCUGGCUUUGGGGAAGCAGAUCCAUACACUAUACCUGGAUAACACCUACUGCAACCCAGCCCUGAUUCUUCCUUCCCGACAAGAAGCUACACGCCAGAUCAUCCAACUCAUUGAAAAGCACCCACACCACAACAUAAAGAUCGGUGAGUUGUUCUCCUUUCCUCUUAUA
Molecule: messenger RNA, 827 nt
Organism: Dipodomys ordii (Ord's kangaroo rat)
Lineage: Eukaryota; Metazoa; Chordata; Mammalia; Rodentia; Heteromyidae
Product: 5' exonuclease Apollo-like
Exons: 3
Biological process (GO): interstrand cross-link repair; double-strand break repair via nonhomologous end joining; protection from non-homologous end joining at telomere
Molecular function (GO): 5'-3' DNA exonuclease activity; damaged DNA binding
Source: RefSeq, a predicted model, not a curated record